This is a messenger RNA of Panthera uncia (snow leopard), 5120 nucleotides long. It is a transcript of the gene HDAC9, whose product is annotated as histone deacetylase 9. Gene Ontology annotation, cellular component: histone deacetylase complex. The record is from RefSeq and is a predicted model, not a curated record. Gene Ontology annotation, molecular function: histone deacetylase activity. Gene Ontology annotation, biological process: negative regulation of transcription by RNA polymerase II; chromatin organization. The coding region runs from base 174 to 2000 and encodes 608 amino acids. The transcript is spliced from 13 exons. NCBI's taxonomy places the organism in Eukaryota, Metazoa, Chordata, Mammalia, Carnivora, Felidae.
AGAAGGGGGAGAAGUUAGGGGGUCGCCGACGUGGGGCGAAGGAGGGCGCGACAGCCUCAGCAGGAGCGGGCGGAGGUUUCUCCUCUACCAGUCUGUCCAAGACCAACACUGAAAGCGGAAGGAAGGCGGUGAAUCUGCAUCCCAUCCCAUUAGUCCUUCUCCAGAUUCCCACGAUGAGCUCGCCAGUGCAGCCCGAUGGGGUGGCUGGACGAGAGCAGCUCUUGGCUCAGCAGAGAAUGCACAGUAUGAUCAGCUCAGUGGAUGUGAAAUCAGAGGUUCCUGUGGGCCUGGAGCCCAUCUCACCUUUAGACCUGAGGACAGACCUCAGGAUGAUGAUGCCUGUGGUGGAUCCUGUUGUCCGUGAAAAGCAACUGCAGCAAGAAUUACUCCUUAUCCAGCAACAGCAGCAAAUCCAGAAGCAACUCCUGAUUGCAGAGUUUCAGAAACAGCAUGAGAACUUGACACGGCAGCACCAGGCUCAGCUUCAGGAGCACAUCAAGGAACUUCUAGCCAUAAAACAGCAACAAGAACUCCUAGAAAAGGAGCAGAAACUGGAGCAGCAGAGGCAAGAACAGGAAGUAGAGAGGCAUCGCAGAGAACAACAGCUUCCUCCUCUCAGAGGCAAAGAUAGAGGACGAGAAAGAGCAGUGGCAAGUACAGAAGUAAAGCAGAAGCUUCAAGAAUUCCUGUUGAGUAAAUCAGCAACAAAAGACACUCCAACUAAUGGCAAAAAUCAUUCCGUGAGCCGCCAUCCCAAGCUCUGGGCUGCCCACCACACGUCACUGGAUCAAAGCUCUCCACCCCUGAGUGGAACAUCUCCAUCUUACAAAUACACAUUACCAGGAGCACAAGAUGCAAAGGAUGAUUUCCCCCUUCGAAAAACUGCCUCUGAGCCCAACUUGAAGGUGCGGUCCAGGUUAAAACAGAAAGUGGCAGAGAGGAGAAGCAGCCCCUUACUCAGGCGGAAGGAUGGAAAUGUUGUCACUUCAUUCAAGAAGCGAAUGUUUGAGGUGACAGAAUCCUCAGUCAGUAGCAGCUCUCCAGGGUCUGGCCCCAGCUCACCAAACAAUGGGCCAACCGGUAACGUUACUGAAAAUGAGACUUCAGUUUUGCCGCCUACUCCUCAUGCUGAGCAUAUGGUUUCACAGCAACGCAUUCUAAUUCACGAAGAUUCCAUGAACCUGCUAAGUCUUUAUACCUCUCCCUCUUUGCCCAACAUUACCUUGGGACUUCCAGCAGUGCCAGCCCAGCUCAAUGCUUCGAAUUCACUCAAAGAAAAACAGAAGUGUGAGACUCAGACGCUCAGACAAGGCGUUCCUCUGCCUGGGCAGUAUGGGGGCAGCAUCCCAGCAUCUUCAAGCCAUCCCCAUGUCACUUUAGAGGGAAAACCCAACAGCAGCCACCAAGCUCUCCUGCAGCAUUUGUUACUGAAAGAACAAAUGCGACAGCAAAAGCUUCUUGUGACUGGCGGAGUUCCCUUACAUCCUCAGUCUCCAUUGGCAACAAAAGAGAGAAUUUCACCUGGCAUUAGAGGUACCCACAAAUUACCCCGUCACAGACCCCUGAAUCGAACCCAGUCCGCACCUUUGCCUCAGAGCACAUUGGCUCAGCUGGUCAUUCAGCAGCAACACCAGCAAUUCUUGGAGAAGCAGAAGCAAUACCAGCAGCAGAUCCACAUGAACAAACUGCUUUCGAAAUCUAUUGAACAACUGAAGCAACCAGGCAGUCACCUCGAGGAAGCGGAGGAAGAGCUUCAGGGGGACCAGGCGAUGCAGGAAGACAGAGCGCCCUCUAGUGGCAACAGCACUAGGAGCGACAGCAGUGCUUGUGUGGAUGACACACUGGGACAAGUUGGGGCUGUGAAGGUCAAGGAGGAACCAGUGGACAGUGAUGAAGAUGCUCAGAUCCAGGAAAUGGAAUCUGGGGAGCAGGCUGCUUUUAUGCAACAGGUAAUAGGCAAAGAUUUAGCUCCAGGAUUUGUAAUUAAAGUCAUUAUCUGAAUAUGAAAUGCAUUGCAGGUUUUGGUAAAUGGAUAUUAUUUCCUAUCCUGUUUAUAUUUCUGAAUGAUUUGAUUUUAGUGUUUAAGGAUUCUACUUAAUACAUAUAUAUCUAUAUAGAGAUUUCUCUAUAUACUGGUUUCUAUAUAGAUAUCAAGGUUUCAUUGAAACUCCACUGGUAAGGAAAUACUUGUUACACUAAAAUUAUACUACAUAAGUAUACACAUAAUUAAUAGGCUUUAAAUUCAUCCCAAAGCCCGCCACACCAAUUACUUCUAAGGAAAAUGAACUCACUGUUGAUUUUAGUUUAUCUGUUGAGAUCAGUGACUGCUGGAUCAAGUCACCCAGUCUGAUCAAUGAAACAUUCUAUUAGUUCUUGAUUUUUUUUUUUUUUUUUUGGUAUAUAGAAUUCAGUUUUCACAUUGUUGUACAUAAUGUAUCAUACUACAGUCUUGAACACUGUUAAAGGUAGUCUGCCCCUUCCGUCCUCUCUCUUUUUUGUUAAGUUAAAUGUUCUGGUUACCAUGCCAAUAGUCCUUAGGUUAUUGUAUAGAUUGCAAUUGAAAAUAUUAGGAAUAGAGGUGGUUUUAAAUAUAUAGAUUGCAAAGUACAGCACUAUUUUAAAUAUUACAUUAUGUCUCACCUAGCACUGCUCAUUUUACUUUUAUCUUGUGUUAUUUGAUGACAUUGUCUAUCAAAAAAGAUCAAAUGAAGCCGAUGCAAGUAUCGGCAAGGAGUAAUGUGCAGCAUUAUGGUCCAAUCAGAUACUAUAUUGUAUCUACAAUUGUAGAAAACAUAGUAAUGGUAUGAUGAUUAUCUGAUAUGAAGUCACAAUUAUGUUUAAAAGAAGAAGGUGUAUCAUAUUUCAUAAUCAUAUCACUAGGAUCUCUUAGGCAUGAUUCCAUAAUGACCCGGCAUAUACCAUACCAUUUUGGCAAAUAAAAAUUUAGGAAAGUUAGGUUUAACAACAGAAUCUACUUGUAUAUAAUGCACCUUCAGAAGGACUGUGUCCUUUGAUGCUAUGAAAUACAAACAACUUUGAAGGCAACAGAAGACUCUGUUUAUUUAAGUCAGUUCUUUGUCAGGUUCCUGCUGUUCUACAGAAAACUGAUUCUAUGCGGCUGAACAGGAAAUGCCUUGUGGAAACAGGAAGUCCAAGUGAUUCAUGUAAUGAGGAAUGUAGGGGGGGGAAAAACGGAGGAUAGUGUUUUACUCUUUCUGUUUUUAAAGGGCACUCUAUGAAUUGAUUUAUUGUCUAAGAAAAUAACACCACAAGUAGGGAAAUUGUUAAGGAAGCUUUUCACUGGAACAUUUCCUUCAUACUCCCUUUUGAUAUGUUUACCUUGUUUUAUAGGUUUACUUUUGUUAAGCUAGUUAAAGAUUCUCUGUAUUAAGACCCCUUUAAUAUGGAUAAUCCAAAUUGACCUAGAAUCUUUGUGAGGUUUUUUUCUAUUAAAAUAUUUAUAUUUCUAAAUCCAAGGUAUUUUAAGGUGUAGUAUCCUGUUUCAAAGGAGAUAGAACAAUUUUGCCAAAUGUAGACAUUGUAACAACUGUAUGUUAUUGGCACGUGUUGUUUACAUUUUGCUGUGACAUUUAAAAAUAUUUCUUAAAAAAAGGUCACUGCUAAAGAUACAUUAUCCUUUUUAAAAAAGUCUCCAUUCAAAUUAAAUUAAUAUAACUAGUAGUUAGAAAGUUUAAAACUUUUCCAUAUAACGAAAGUCCUUCUGAUAAUUUGACAAAUAGCUAUAAUAGGCAACUUUUCCUAUUACCAACAUAUUUUGGUUAGUAUAUUCCUUAAGAUUAAAAUGACUUUUUGUCAGUUGUUUUGCAUUAAAAAUAUGGCAUUCCUAAGAUAAAAUUGUAUAUUUUUUCCAUCUCAUAAAUAUUCAUUUUCUUUAAAGUCUUCUUUCAAUCUCAUAAAAAAGGGAUAGUGCAUCUUUUAAAAUACAUUUUAUUUGGGGAGGAACAUGUGGCUGAGCAGACUUUUGUAUAAUAUCACUUCAAAGAUAUGUAAUCACAAACAAAAAAAAAAAACCUAUUUUUUAUAAUGUCAUUUGAGAGAGCUAGCUUCAUCAGUACAGUUGGUGGACAUUAAUUGUUUGAAUUUGAUAGUCUUUGAAUUUAAUCAAGAAACUACCUGGAACCAGUGAAAAAGAAAGCUGGACUUAAUUCAUCUUAGAAUUAAUUGAUAAAUGUCUCUUUUAAAAUCUACUGUAUUUAUUAUAAUUUACACCCUUGAAGGUGAUCUCUUGUUUUGUGUUGUAAAUAUAUUGUUUGUAUGUUUCCUUCUUGCCUUCUGUUAUAAGUCUCUUCCUUUCUCAAAUAAAGUUUUUUUUAAAAGAUCCCCUUUCAUACAUUUGGCUUUGUGUAAACUUGAUCUAUUUAAUCGAAUUUGAAGCUCAUGCACUAGGUCUCGUAUACCAAAAUAUAUUUGCCAUUUGUUGUCGAAACAAGAAAAUGAAGAUAUUUUGAGCAAUUAUUUCUCAUGCCAUUAAAAAUAAUAAAUCCAACAAUGAUUUUAACCUACUUAUGUCAGCCAUUAUCAGAUAGCAAACACAGGUAAAAUUUGUUGCCUCUUCAUUUCCCCAGUGUGGCCUCUUUUUUCAUGAUAUGUCAUCAUCUUUGAUGUCACCUUCCAAAUAUAAAACUUUAUAUUGAUAAAUGUUAAUUCCUAACUUUGCUCAACUUAAAAAAUUAUUUUUAAAAAGGUUAACAUAAUUCCUUCAGUGUAACAAGCACUCAGUAAAUAAUAAAAUAAAUAAUGUUCCAUGUAUCAUAAUAAUUUUAUCUAUUACAGUGACAGCCUGACCUACAAGUAUAAAGUAACAGUCCAUAAAUUUAAAGAGAAAAAAACAAUUAAAUGACUUCCCCUUAGAUGGAAACAAUGAUUCUAAUGCUAGAGUAAAGAACAAGGAGCCUGGCUCAAGUAAAGGAAACUGAACCAUAGACAUCCAUGCCCCUUGACAGACUGUGCUCCUCUUCUGGUCAGUUGCUAGCAAAAUUUAAAUCAGUCAGUACUUCAUAACUUCAUAAUGUGUUACCUUGUUUUUGUCUCAGCGGGUUAAAAAUAGUUGUUUUAUAUUCUUUGAUUCCCUUAAUCUAAACUUCAAUGUCUUACAAAUU